CUUAGAAUUGCGUCCACAAGUCGUUUCUUUUUUCAUCGCGUGCUGCAGACACUCUGCUCCGAUGCCUUUAGUUAUCAGCAAAGCAGACGCUGCCGUUUACACACCUGCAUCGGUGCGAAUCACUGGAUAAAUACCAGAGCCGGAGGAAAAACGCAGCGCUGGAGGGUAUACGGGACAGAGCGCACCAGUGAGCCCGAAUACUGCCGGCUACAUGUGCGACGGCUUAUGAAUUAUUUCAGUCAGCUGACGAAAUGCAGACGUUAAUGAGGUUUAUGCUGGCGGCUUUCGUCUGCCUCUCCUUUGCGUCCUCCGGGUUGGCGUGCGGACCGGGCAGGGGAUUCGGCAAAAACAGGAGACACCCGAAGAAGCUGACCCCUCUGGCAUACAAACAGUUCAUCCCUAACGUCGCUGAGAAGACGCUGGGGGCCAGUGGCAGAUACGAGGGCAAGAUCACAAGGAACUCCGAUAGGUUUAAGGAGCUGACUCCUAACUACAAUCCUGACAUUAUCUUCAAGGAUGAAGAGAACACGAGUGCGGACAGACUGAUGACACAGAGGUGCAAGGAUAAGCUGAAUUCGUUGGCUAUUUCGGUCAUGAAUCAGUGGCCGGGAGUCAAGCUUCGUGUGACAGAAGGCUGGGACGAGGACGGGAAUCACUUUGACGAGUCCCUACAUUACGAGGGAAGAGCCGUGGAUAUAACGACCUCUGACAGAGACAAAAGCAAGUACGGAACCCUCUCCAGGCUCGCGGUGGAGGCUGGAUUUGAUUGGGUUUAUUAUGAAUCAAAAGCCCACAUUCAUUGCUCGGUCAAAGCAGAAAACUCGGUUGCAGCUAAAUCUGGCGGGUGUUUCCCGGGGACGGCCUUCGUCUCACUCGAAGACGGACGUCAAAAGCCUAUCAGGGAUCUGAGGGUCGGCGACAAGGUCUUGUCAGCUGACAGUCAAGGGAACCUCGUCUAUAGCGACUUCAUUAUGUUCAUGGACCAGGACGUGAACACGUCGAGAGUUUUCUAUGUGAUCGAAACGCAGAAACCCACGAGGAGACUCACCCUCACGGCGGCUCAUCUCCUGUUCGUCCUCGACAACAGGACCGAUUUGUUCGGCGGCAUGAGAGCCACUUUUGCUAGCAGCGUAAAACCAGGACAAAUGGUUUGGGUAGUGGAUGACCUACAAGCCCAGCUGAAGGCAGUCACCGUUCAGAGGAUUUAUACGGAGGAGCACAGAAGCUCGUUCGCUCCGGUUACAGAACAAGGCACCAUCGUGGUCGAUCAAGUACUAGCUUCGUGCUACGCGGUAAUAGAGGACCAUGCAUGGGCUCACUGGGCUUUCGCACCCGUCAGGUGGAGUUACAGAUUCGUCUCAUUUCUAUUUCCGAUAGGUGGCGCAACGACAAACGAUGUCCUGAAAUCGGACGGCAUUCACUGGUUCUCAAAGCUGCUGUACCAAAUAGGAACGUGGGUGCUGGGCAGCCACUCUUUACAUCCUUUAGGGUUGCCAAUAAACUCCAGCUGAAAUAAGAAAUACCGUGACGUCGGACAACAAAAAUAUAUACACAGAAAGGCCAAAAGCCCGGAGUAAUUCCCGGAUAUUUAUUUAACAUUUAAACUCACCAUCUUUAAAAGAAUAAACGGACCUGUAAGAGAUUAAAACUUAUUUUGAGUAAUUUAUUAUCGAACUGUCAAAAUUAAAUGAACUGUCGCUGGAAUCAUACGGACUAAUCGAGUGUUUGCGCAGAAUUUAUUUUUGUGAACUUAAAAAAAAACAGACAUUACAGACACAAUGUCCCACGGAUUUGUGCACUUGCCUGUUUUAUUGUGGGAAAUUAACGUUCUUCUCGAAGUGGGAGGGAAAAUAAAUUAUAUUUUUUUACAGAAUUGUAAAAUAGUUUAUUACUUAACCAUGUCUUGAAAACAGUGUAACAUAUUUUAUUUAAACUCUAACUGCUGCAAAAUAUCAAGUCUAGGAUUUUUUUUAAUUAGGUUAUUGUUACUAUGACGUAAGCUACUUGUUCAAAUGCCAAAAUUGGUCAGUAUCCACUGCGUUUUGUGUAUUUUUUUUCGACAAUGCUUACAUGAAAAAUAAACAACUGCUGUAAGAGUAGGACACAAGCAGAUAUUUUUAAUGUUUAAUACGGAGAAAAAUUAAUAUACGUGAAACCUGUAAGAUUCACACUUACGUUGAUCAUAAUGAGGCCGCACGCUGUUUAACUGUCGUGUUAAUUUGUAAAGUUUAUGAAGUGUGUGAUAAUUUCAAAGUGAGAAAACAUUCAGUGUUCUCAUCUUUCUGUUAAAUAUGCUGAUAUGACUGAAUGUAACUGCUGCAUUUAGUUGUGACUGAAUCUUCAAAUGUUUCCAGGUUGUACUGCCACUGAAAGUGAAACAUAUUUAAAUCAUGAUGCUUUUGUAUCGUUUCUUUCAGCUGAGCUCUCCUUUACAUAUAUCUAGCAAAAGUGAACUGAAACUACAAUGGACAUACUUCUUUUUGUUGGAUAAGGAAAUAGUAAAUAUCGAUAACUUUUUUUUAAAGAAUCAUAUCUUACAUAACAUACAUUUACUUUUAGGCAAUCGAAGUCGUCAGUCAUUCAAAAGGUAACGUCAAUGCACGUGACCUCACCCACAAUCCAAGGACGUUCACGUGGGUGGACAUGGCUUUAUGGCGUCUCUUGGUUCAAUAGAAGUUACAUGUCAAACGCAAAAGGGGCGCUGCUGGGUCCUCCACGCUUUGGAGUUCCUGCCAACUGGAUUAAUUCAUAACGGUAUUUGUCGUUAUUAAUGCAGUUCAAAAAUAAAUUUCUGUUCUCUUGA
Molecule: messenger RNA, 2803 nt
Organism: Brienomyrus brachyistius
Lineage: Eukaryota; Metazoa; Chordata; Actinopteri; Osteoglossiformes; Mormyridae
Product: sonic hedgehog protein A-like
Exons: 3
Coding region: 252-1511 (419 amino acids)
Biological process (GO): regulation of gene expression; multicellular organism development; intein-mediated protein splicing
Molecular function (GO): calcium ion binding; patched binding
Source: RefSeq, a predicted model, not a curated record